CUUUAUCCCACUAAAUCUCCAUAUUAAAAUAAUUAAAUAAUUUAAAAUUACUUUCAAUUUUGGAUUCUCCUUCUUGUAAAGCUGUAUUUUAAUGCUUUUUUCUGCUGUAAAAUAUAGGUUUGGACAAACAUGUAAUCAUGUUGCAGGAUUGUUAUUCCGGGUGGAAUAUGCCAACAAGAUGGGGUACACUUCAUGUACAUUUAUAAAUGUGAAUGGAUUGUACCAAAAGAGUGACCACUAGAGCCAGCCAUGCUGAGGGACAUGACUUUUGAGAGAGCUAAGCAUGGAAAAACCGGAAAAACGAGAACUUUAAAUGGAAGCAGGAAAAACUAUAAUGGACUGCCAGAGGAUAAUGAAGAGGAAAACUUUUUAGCAACCUUUUCAGAUGCAUUGAGAGAAACCUUGCCUGAUGCUUGUUUAUUUAAAGGUCUAGAUGUUGAUCCACCUCACCAAGCCAAGGGGAAGGAACCACACGCUUCCGGAGCAGAUAUGAUUAUGGAGGAUUGCUCACAGAUCAACGUUCAACAAUACUUCAUGAAGUCCAUGUUGUCAUCAUUUAAACUCAAAAUGACACUAACAUCAAGAUCCCUCCCUCUACCAUUACAUAUAUUAGUAACAGUACUGAAGGUCAAUCGUCCAAUAGUACAUGGCAUGGAUUGA
Saccostrea cuccullata (small rock oyster) is the source of this 660-nucleotide messenger RNA. RefSeq lists its product as uncharacterized. The coding region runs from base 250 to 660 and encodes 136 amino acids. The record is from RefSeq and is a predicted model, not a curated record. The transcript is spliced from 3 exons. Lineage: Eukaryota; Metazoa; Mollusca; Bivalvia; Ostreida; Ostreidae.